AUGUCUUUGCGCGAGACCGUGGGCUUCCAUUUUCGGACUUAUGGUCUCAAGUCGAGCCGAAGAAAAAGAUACGCCAUUUCUUUCACUGUGGGAGUGCGGCUAGGCCUGAACGCAAUCUCUUUCGGUACGGUGACGGGGUUUAAAACGGUGAUUUCCAAUAGCUACUACGGGGUUCUGUACGCGGACAUAUUCGACUCCAGACGUUUCCUACAGUCUUGUGCUUUGUUUCCAGACCACUUGGUUGUUUCUUCCGUCACCAAUCCCCCUCAUUCCCCUCAUUCGAUGGACCAUCUUCAUUGCGUAGAGUAUACCUCCCUCUUAAGAGACCUAGAUAUAGAGGUAGAUUCACUAAUCACCCUAUUUCUGCUAUUCGCCUCUAUUACAUUCAAAUUCCCCUCCAAUUCUCCGGUCACCUCCGAAUCAAUGAAUGAUACUAAUGGGGCUAUCGUGAUGAUGACAUUGCUCAGCCUUCUGACAUGGUUUACUACCGCCACAAGUCGUUUUGUAGGGCCUUCGGAUGUCAGAUAUUUGAUCGUCGAUGGGGUAGAAAGACCAUCGACAUUGCAGCCCGCGGAUGAUGUUGGGCUGAGAACAAACAAGGGAGAAUAA
This is a messenger RNA of Penicillium robsamsonii, 609 nucleotides long. RefSeq names its product Amino acid/polyamine transporter I. Bases 1 to 609 code for a protein of 202 amino acids. The transcript has 3 exons. The record is from RefSeq and is a predicted model, not a curated record. NCBI's taxonomy places the organism in Eukaryota, Fungi, Ascomycota, Eurotiomycetes, Eurotiales, Aspergillaceae.